AUGCUAGCACUCACACUCUUAGCUCUGGUUGGACCUCUUGCAGCCUCAGCCGCAUACACCCCCCAGGGCAGAUCAGCAGGAUUGGCCCCUCGAGCAGGUCAGACUUGUAUGAUUCAAUCGAGCGGAUCGAACUCUACAGACGACUCACCUGCGUUCCGAGAUGCUGCAAAGCAGUGUGCGAAUGGGGGUACUCUUCUCUUUCAGGGAGGUGUGGACUACUACUUCAACACACCAGUUAAUGCGACGUUGAAUAACGUGGACAUACAAUUGAAAGGUAACAUUCACUUACCGCAGAAUAUCACCUAUGUUCAAGGUAUCGUCAAUGGUUCGACUGGCGGCAACGUAUGGUGGAUCAACCUCACCGGUGAUAAUCUGAACUUCACUGGUACAACCAAUCUAUCUACUGGUUGGGUAUAUGGGUAUGGCCAACAAUGGUGGGAUGCCAACCCUAAGAACGGAUCUGGAAUUGCCUCUCGACCUCAUCUAUGGAGAUUCAACGUUACGAAUAGUCAUAUCAGCAAUAUCAAAAUCAGAAAGCCUAUAGCGUGGGUCACGACUUUGAACGGCCACGACAUUGACGUGACCAACGUUUUCGUCGAUGCAGCAACUACCCCAGGUGGUGGUUUCCCUUUCAAUACUGAUGGAUUUGAUGUUGCAGCCAAGAAUGUCAAGAUCAACGAUUUUACCAUUUUCAACGGCGACGAUGCUGUGACCAUCAAUAACGGUGGAGAGAACGUGACUGUGACCAACGGUUUCAUCGGUGGUCCUGGGUGUCAUGGUACAAGUAUCGGUUCUUUGGGUCAAGCUCAAGGUGUAUACAACACAGUGAAAAACAUUUGGUUCGAGAAUAUCAAAGUGCAUGGUUGUGUGUAUGGUUCGAGGAUCAAGACAUACCUCGGUGGUCAGGGUAUUGUUCAAAAUGUCACUUUUGCCAAUUACGAUGUUUCGAACACUACUUUCCCGAUCUACUUGACCCAGAACUACUUUAACCAAGGUAGCUCACAAACCCAGAAUGGUGCGGGUGUCCAAGAAGGUGGGAACUUCGGCGGUCGAGUAGAUAAUUCCUCUGUAAUCAUUGAAGGUGUUACCUACAAGAAUUGGAAAGGUGAUAUCAACACGUAUCAGCCAGGUGAUGGAUCCUGUGUGACUGAUCCCUGUUGGUACGAUGUUCCCGGAGCAGACGGUACUCAAGCUAUCGUCAUUGGUUGUUCCAACUCUACCGCUUGUUCAAACUUUGAAUUCCAAAAUAUCCAAGUGAUCCCUCAAUCGUACGCAGAGACUAAGAUUAACUGUACGAAUCUCGAACAAGCCAGUAACCCGAACCUCGGUAUUGUCUGCACAAACGGUACCCUCAUCUCCGCUUGA
This is a messenger RNA of Kwoniella botswanensis, 1365 nucleotides long. RefSeq lists its product as uncharacterized. Lineage: Eukaryota; Fungi; Basidiomycota; Tremellomycetes; Tremellales; Cryptococcaceae. The coding region runs from base 1 to 1365 and encodes 454 amino acids. The transcript is spliced from 14 exons. The record is from RefSeq and is a predicted model, not a curated record. Gene Ontology annotation, molecular function: polygalacturonase activity. Gene Ontology annotation, biological process: carbohydrate metabolic process.